This is a messenger RNA of Melospiza melodia melodia, 3161 nucleotides long. It is a transcript of the gene TRIM55, whose product is annotated as tripartite motif containing 55. Lineage: Eukaryota; Metazoa; Chordata; Aves; Passeriformes; Passerellidae. The record is from RefSeq and is a predicted model, not a curated record. Gene Ontology annotation, cellular component: cytoplasm. Gene Ontology annotation, biological process: protein ubiquitination. The transcript is spliced from 12 exons. Gene Ontology annotation, molecular function: zinc ion binding; ubiquitin protein ligase activity. The coding region runs from base 370 to 2178 and encodes 602 amino acids.
CUGCCAAAAGCCCCAGCUGUCCACAGCUCAGCUGCCAGAGCAGCUUCUCCCACUGGACUCCAGGCUCUUGUCCACACCAGGCAGUCGAAGCAAGGGUGUGAUUUCAGAAAAUUCAAAUGUUUUCAUGCAUAUUUAACCUGCCCAUGGAAUUAAUGUGCACAAAUGGCACAAAAUCACGUUGGAUUUUUAUGUUAUAGCUCCUGAGACCAAAAUCUUACCAGAACAAACUCAAGCACAGUUAUAGGUGGGCAAUUUUGUUUAUCUGGUGUUGGAUUAUACCCUUUUCUGACCCCAAGAUGGGGCAACUGAGAGGCUUUGUAAAAACUUUUAUUCUACUUUCAGUCUCAUGAGAAGGGUGAGACAAUACAGAUGUUACAAUUCACAACGAGUCUGAAUUGUCUGACAGUCUGGUUUUCAAGGUGGCAAGAUGUUUAUACCCUGAAGUGUUCAAGCUCCAGAGCAGCCAUCACUCCUAUUGUCCUCUCCAGUAACCACAUGUACUUCACACCUUGGAAAGGCCGUGGCCCUGAGCGCAUGCCCCGGGAAAAGCUAGGGAUGAGCACCUCCCUGAGCUACAAGUCGUUCUCCAAAGAGCAGCAAACUAUGGACAACCUGGAGAAACAGCUGAUCUGCCCUAUCUGUUUGGAGAUGUUCACCAAGCCAGUGGUCAUCCUGCCCUGCCAGCACAACCUCUGUCGGAAAUGUGCCAGUGACAUCUUCCAGGCCUCCAACCCCUACCUGCCGACCAGGGGAGGGACGACUGUGGCGUCGGGGGGCCGCUUCCGCUGCCCCUCCUGCAGGCACGAGGUGGUCCUGGACCGACACGGCGUCUACGGGCUGCAGAGGAACCUGCUGGUGGAGAACAUCAUCGACAUCUACAAGCAGGAGUCCACAAGACCUGAAAGGAAGUGUGACCAGCCAAUGUGUGAAGAGCACGAAGAUGAGAGGAUUAAUAUUUAUUGUUUGAACUGUGAAAUGCCCACCUGCUCCUUGUGCAAAAUCUUUGGUGCCCACAAAGACUGUCAGGUUGCUCCUCUCACAAGUGUUUACCAGCAACAGAAGUCUGAGCUGAGUGAUGGCAUUGCAGUCCUGGUGGGGAGCAAUGACAGAAUGCAAGGGAUUGUCACGCAGCUGGAGGAGACCUGCAAGUCAGUUGAGGAAUGCUGCAAACGACAGAAAGAACAGUUGUGUGAAAAAUUUGAUUAUCUCUAUUCUGUACUGGAAGAAAGAAAAAAUGAGAUGACACAAAUAAUCACUAGAACCCAAGAGGAGAAACUGGAACACCUCCGCUCCCUGAUGAAGAAGUAUGCGGAUCACUUGGAAGCUGUCUCAAAACUGGUUGAAUCAGGAAUCCAGUUCAUGGAAGAACCAGAAAUGGCUGUGUUUUUGCAGAAUGCCAAAACAUUGCUACAAAAAAUUACUGAAGCUUCUAAAGGAUUCCAAAUGGAAAAAAUAGAGGAUGGGUAUGAGAAUAUGAACCAAUUCACAGUGAACCUCAGUAGAGAAGAAAAAAUAAUACGAGAAAUUGAUUUUGACAGAGAGGAGGAGGGAGAAGAAGAAGAGGAGACAGAGGAUGGCGAAGGCUUGGGUCAAGUCCACACAGAGUCAUCAGGAGAGGAGGAAGAGGAGGAAGAGGAGGAAGAGGUGGAAGAGGAAGGGUCAGAGGGAGCACCACAGGCACCUCAGCAGGACCCUGAAGCACAGAGUGCAGGGGGAGAGCCCCAAGCUGAACCCACUCCAGCGCCAGUGCUGGCUGCCCCAGCUGGUCAGGAUGUUGUUGUGACACCGAGUGGUUCUCAACAGACUCCCGAGUCUGACACUCAAGUGCCGGCCCCAGCAGAACCCACGGAUCCCCUGUUUUACCCUAGCUGGUAUAAAUCCCAGUCACGGCAACCAAGCAGCCCCAGCUCAAGCCCGGUGAGCGGGCUGGGGAAAGUAGGGACUCCUGUUUCUCUGGAAACAAGUGCAAAGAAGGCAGAAGCCCCGACAGCAGCAACAAUCGAGGAGAGUGCAGCAGGGAGUGGUAAGGAAAGUAAUGCCACUGCAGCGACGUCCAAGACUGGUUCUGAGCCAUAUCCUCAAGGACGAGUGGAGGAAGCUCCCGUGAGCAGUGAGAGGGGUGACGAGCCGGCUCGUCAUGUCUUCUCCUUCUCGUGGCUGAACUCCCUGAAUGAGUGAUGACUCACUCUGGCUGGCUUCUGGUGUGCAUCUCCUCAGAAGGACCGUGAGCGCAGGCAGCCUGGCUGCAGUCAGCAAAGAAACUGGCCUGGGAAGGGGCAUCCGAGCAGGUUUCAUUCCUGGGAACUCAGCUGACCUCCACACCAUACCCUUGAACUGACAGACCUGAGAGGGAGGGGAGCAUGGGGACAGAUUAUUCUAUGUAUUGUAGUCAGAGUGUUUUCCAAUAUUUUUUCACUUCCAAGGGGGAAGAAGCAUCACUACAGCUUUAGGCUGAGCACUGCUAGUGUUUUGUAACUCACUUGUUGGCACGUCCCCAUGUAGGUGUAAACACUUCACCAAUGUUCUUAGCUAAAACACUGGUAUGAUAUUCUCUAGUAGCAUCCUUUGCCAAAACAGAGUUUCUCCUCAGUAUCCUCCUGCGUCCCCGCUUGUCAGUGCUGGUGGCUUCAGUGACACUAUCAUGUCCUUGGCAGCCCCAAGUCAGAGUUGUGUCUAACAGCACUGGUGCCUCCCAGGCUGCGGAGGCUGAACACGGGAGGGAAGGAGGAAGCUGCCAUUUCUUCCUUUGCACUUGCUCUUCCUACUAAACCACAACAGAUGACACUUGCAGAAACACAAUUGUAAGGAAGAUUCCCAAUGGCAGGAGUGAGGAAGAGACACUUACCAAAAGCACUGGCCAGGACCUCCACACAUCUCUGAGUAUGUGGGGCAGUUGCUGAAGUGCUGCCCAGUCUGUCCAGCUGUAACCUGUGUCCGUGUCCUCUCAGCCAUUGGUGUGUACAGAAGGGGACAUGUUCUUACAUGAAACCAGGGUGCAAUAAGGUGGCCACAGGUACUCACUCAAGGUUUAAUUUCAAGCCCCUGUGCUUGCUAUAGAAAAGGUAGAUGCUGACUGUCCUGUUCCGUGUGCAUUGCAGAUGUUGAGCCAUCAAAUGAAAUCAAAUUUGUGUCUUAAAAGAGGCUCUACAAGUUGUACUGAA